UUACCGAAAUAAAGUCACUCUUUCUGUAUUAUUGGUGCCAUGCGGCAUCUAAACACUGAGAUACACCGCUGGAUAUGUCUCUUACCUCCUGGUUCUUCAGCUUGCUGUGUUGGAAGCAUUCUUGGAUGAUAGAACUUCUGCUCAAAAAUGUCUGGUAUCAACAGGACUUGGAACAUUCAGAUGUGCUCCAUACUGUAACUAUUAUUCACACAUAGCUUCAUUUUGGCAGCUUCACCUGAAUCAAUUCAUCGAGCUCUGCUUGAACGAGCCAACAUCACCACUAAAGAACAUACCGAUGAGGACUGGUUUGGUAGCAAUGCAUGAAGGUCCAUUAGCCGCGCUGCCUCUCCAGGAACAGCCAGACAGACAUGUUUACCACCAGCCUGUGGAUGUCUCUUUGGAUGACCUACAAGUUCAAGUUCCCCUCCUGACUCAAGGCUCCGGCAGCCCGCUAAGAAGCAUGUCUGAACUUGUGCCUCUCCUGCACUGUGCUCUGGAUCCUGCGGCCAGUCAUGCUAAAAAAUGGAAGGACCUGAAGGUGGACAGCUGUUCCACGUGUGAUCCAACUAAGGAGGGUGACUUGAAGCAGAAUGGUCACUGUGAAUGCAGUAAAAGUUCAGACUUGGCUCCUGGAACAGGUCAGGACACGGAGGUGUCAGACCUGGAUUGUGGAGCUGCUGUUCACAGUAAUUCUCAGAUGGAGGCACAGACUGUAAAAUACUGUGAUGCUGUAAUACCUCAACAGCAAGAAGGGAGCCCCACAGAUGCCUCCUGUCCUGCUGAGAGCUUUUCCACCUCACAAGUCCUGGACAACUAUUGUGACAAACAUCUGCCUGCGUCUGCAUCAGAUGACUGUUCACUGGAUGUGCUGAGAAUAGUAAAACACAAGCCGAGUGCCAUUGUAUUCUGUGAUUACGACAACCAGGUGAUCAUUGUCAAUGAGAGCUCUGAUGGCACAGGAUCCUCCUCGUCCACCUCUAAAGAGGGCAAGGAUGAUGAUGAUGAUGAUGAUGAUGAUGAUGAUGAUGUUCCUGAGACGUUACAAUAUAAGGAAUUCCUGGUCAGCCGUCAUCGUAGAAACUUGAGCAGGAACAGGAAGGGCUUGAGGAGGAGACAGGAUGCCCAGCCUAGCAGCACAGCAUCGGCAUGGCAAAAGUCCAGCAACACGGGCAAACCUGACUUCACAGGUAGCCAGGAGGAAGAGGAUACAUGGCAGAACAAUGCAAAGCAGGCUGCUGCGUGUGACUCCAUGACCCUGCUGAUGAAAAAGUUGGAUCAGCUCAAUGAGGAGAACCAAGAAGGCCAAAGCGCUAAUUCCUCCCACUUGUGUGCAGCAAAUGCUGAUCCGGAGCAGCAGAGCAACACGGGACCUCCAGCUGUGGGCAGGAUGAGCGGACGAAGUCAGGAUCAAGGAGCCAGAUUUCCAGACAAACCCGAGCCGCUGACCAGGCGCCGCUCACGACCUCUGACCCGCAGCAGACCACUGACUCGCUCGUCCCUCUCGUCUCCUGCACAUCUCCAGGCUCGACGGGCCAGGGCGGCUGCAAAGGUGACCAGUGGAUCAGCAGAGAUUGAGGCUAAGGAGGCUUGUGAUUGGCUUAGAGCAGCAGGGUUUCCACAGUACGCCCAGCUUUAUGAAGAUUCCCAGUUUCCGAUUGAUAUUUCCUCGGUGAAAAGGGACCACGACUUUUUGGACCGGGAUCUGGUGGAGCCUCUGUGUCGACGUCUAAAUACUCUGAACAAGUGUGCCUCCAUGAAACUGGAUGUCAGCCACCCCAAGAAGAAAAGCGAUGACUCUGAUGAAGAUGACCCAUUGGCCAUCAGCAAAAGGUGGACGUUCGAGUGGAACAGCAGGCGCUGGUCUCGCCUACAAGACUUCCUGUUGGACAGCACCACUGAAAGCAGCCCGACAGGUCAGGGGGAGGGUCUGCACAGCACAGUGAGCAGUGAGAGUGUGCUGACGGACCUGAGCGAGCAAGAGAUCACAGAGAUCUCAUCCCUCCACAGUGAGGACUCCGCCUCCGCUAUGCCUGACUCCAUAUCUAUGGCUUCCCUCUCGGCUUCCUACCAACCACCGAGGGAUCUUCCGCACUACAACUCCCUGCCGAUCAAGAGCAGCCGCCACGGGCAAGGAGGGCGGAGUAAAGCCAAGGAGUUCUUGCGGCGGAUGGAACUCAUGCGUACUUGGGGUCCGUCGACGAGGCGGAAAAGCUCGAAUCGGAGGCCGCCGUUGGUCAUCAGUGGGCCGGUGCUGCAGGGGGAGGAGCCUCAGGCGCUGCAGAUGCUCCAGUGUACCCCCAUCAACCAAUUAGAGCACAGCUCCAAACACAACCACCAAAGUGAUGGUGACACUUCCCCUGUCUCCCUCAGCAAGGAUUGUGAAGACCUAUCCAUGAUGAGUGUGAGCCCCAGCAAAGAGACUGCGGUGCCCAGCGUGAAGGAGCCUGUAUGUACAAAACCCCGCACUGCCAGCAAGAGAAGCAGCAUGUAUCUGGAGGAUAUGGAGCUGCCUUCUCAGGGUAAGAGGACUGAGGGUCAGAGUCAGUUUGGCAGAAACCAAUUUCACUCAUAUGAAAACCUCCUUAUUCAUAUCCCCAAAGACCAUAAACCAGGAACCUUCCCAAAAGCCCUAUCCAUAGAAAGCUUGGCGCCUUCCCCAGGUGACAGAAACAAUACUUCACAGACACAUGCUCAGACUUCUCCACCUGGCAAUGGCCUGGGUGAGCCCUGGUCUGGCAAACCCUUGUCCAAACCCUGUCCUGGAGCUCCACGAGGCAGCAGGGUGAGCGUUUACGACAACGUGCCAGGCUCCCACCUGUAUGCCAGCACAGGAGACCUGCUGGACUUGGAGAAAGAGGACAACCUUUUUCCUCACCUGGACGACAUCAUCCAGCACGUCAGCGGCUUGCAGCAAAUAGUGGACCACUGGAGUCGCAGUGUGCUGCCUGAGGGAGACACCGCGGAGGGGGAGGACGAAGGGGAGGGCAGGACCACCCCCAGUGAAGGCGAGAGAGAUGGGGUCUCCCUAAAUGACACCGAUUCGACAGGGACCAGUCGGGAGAGGCGGGACUCUGGAGUUGGGGCCUCCCUGACGAGACCACGUCUGCGAUGGCCCAGUUUCAGAACCUCUGAUCAUCUCAACCAGCCAGCGUCUUCUCUGCAGAUCAGCAGCCAAUCAGCAGGCCAGCUCAGUCUACUGCAGAAGUUUUCUUUGCUCCGCCUCACCGCCAUCAUGGAGAAAUACUCGAUGUCUAAUAAACAUGGCUGGACAUGGUCUGUGCCCAAGUUUAUGAAGCGCAUGAAGGUGCCUGACUACAAAGAGAAGAGUGUUUUUGGUGUUCCCCUCAUCGUCCAUGUCCAGCGCUGUGGUUUCCCCCUCCCCCUGUGUUUACAACAGGCUCUCAGCCACCUCAGAACGCACUGUCUGGACCAGGUGGGAUUGUUCCGCAAGUCCGGCGUGAAGUCUCGUAUUCAGGCCCUGAGGCAGCAGUGUGAGUUGUCACCAGACUGUGUGAGCUACGAGGACCAGUCAGCGUACGACGUGGCCGACAUGGUCAAACAGUUCUUCAGAGACUUGCCUGAGCCUCUGCUGACAAGCAAGCUGGGGGAAACCUUCCUACACAUUUACCAGUACGUCCCAAAGGAGCAGAGGUUACAGGCCGUCAGAGCAGCCAUUUUGUUGAUGCCGGAUGAAAACAGGGAGGUCCUGCAGACGUUGCUGUACUUCCUGCGUGAUGUUACUUCCUUGGUGGAGGAGAACCAGAUGACGCCGAUGAACCUGGCAGUUUGUCUGGGGCCGUCGCUGUUCCACCUCAGCAUACUGAAGAACGAGACGCUGUCACCGAGGUCAAUCCAGAGGAAGUACACCACAGGCCGUCCCGAUCAGAAGGACUUAAAUGAGAACCUGGCUGCCACCCAGGGCCUGGCACACAUGAUCACUGAGUGCCAGCGUCUCUUUCAGAUCCCUGAGGAAAUGGUGACCCAGUCCCGUAACUCCUACAUGGAGGCAGAGCUGAUGGUGCCCCCGCUGGACGAGCUUUGCAAGGCUCAUGAGGAAGAAGUGGAUGAGGACGAGGAAGAGGAGGACGAGGAGGGAUCCUAUCAUGCGCACCUAGAAAGGCUGAUCCAGGCCUUGCUGAAAGAGGCCAAAGAUAAGAGCAAAGGCUGGGUGUCUCGCUCGUCUACUGACCAUACAGAACUGGCUUUUAAAAAGGUGGGAGAUGGUAACCCUUUAAGGCGGUGGCGAGUUUGCAUCGAGGUGUCUGCAACUCCCACUGAGGUUCUGCAGCGGCUGCUGAAAGAGCGACCGCUGUGGCAAAGUGAACUACAGCAGGAGAAGAUUCUGGAGACGCUGGACAAACAGACAGACGUGUAUCAGUACUCCUGCUGCAACAUGGCGCCUCAACCCAGCUGUGACUAUGUGGUACUAAGAUCGUGGCGUACAGACCUGUGCAAAGGCUCCUGUGCACUCGUCUGUGUGUCCGUGGAGCAUGACGACAGCCCACGCAUGGGAGCCGUGAGGGGGGUGGUGCUGGAGUCGCAGUACCUCCUGGAGCCCAGUGGGACGGGCAGGACCAGGCUCACGCACAUCUCCAGAGUGGACCUCAGGGGAAGAUCUCCGGAAUGGUACAACAGAGCGUUUGGUCACCUGUGCGUCAGUGAAGCCCAAAGGAUCCGCUCCUCUUUUCUUCCUUUAGAUCAGACGAGCCCCGAGGCCAAGAGCUGAGCCCCAGCAGUCGGCUUUAUCUUGGGUCGCAGUCUGAGAACCAGCGACCCAGGAGGGAACCAUGGACUCUAGUGUCUUUUCAAGGUGCUGAACGACAGGGAGCUUUACUGUAUCAUACUGUAUUGAAUGCACACACACACACACAGAAGGACACACACAAUAUUUUUUUUUGCCGUUUUUUCGUCAGGUGUCUUUCAGUAACAUAUCACUACUUAUUUAUAUCAUAAAUUAUACUUUUCCAAGCCAUCUUGGUUAAAACCACACAACCCAUGUUAAAUGUGAAACAAGCAGUUUGAGUUUCAUUGAAUAGCCAUUGAUGUUUCAUAUAAUUAUCUUGCAACUUUGUGCAUUAGGGGAAGAAUUAAUAUUAUUUAUUGCUCUGAUUCAGUCAUUCAAAUCCUCAUUGUCUAAUACAGCAUCUAGAACAGAAAGGUUCAAUAAAGCAGCACCAGCAGGUAAGAUGGUUGCUAUAUCGGUUAGGAUUUUAUGUUUAAUCUGACAUAACAGGUAUUGUAAUAGAGUAAAUUCCUGAAACUUAUACAUAUCUAUAACUGAUUUUGUAAUAUAUACGAUCAAAAAAUGCAUAAGAUUUACUCCUACUCUAAGAAAUCUGUCUAAACUUCAUCUUUUAUCAGGGGAGCAUGCAUGACAAAUAUAAUUGACACUAUUCACAACAUUUAUUCUUUUCUGAUUUACUAUUGACUUUACUUGAAAAAGCAGGAAACGUUUACCCCUAAUCUGAUUUUAUCAAGUAAUGUUUUGAAAAACAAAACUAACGCAAACUGGACAUCUAUGAUCUGCAUCUAUCUUUAUACUCCUUCUACAAAGCUGUUAACUUACGUAUUCACAUUUAUAAUAUGCAGUGAUUGUACUGGAUUCUAGAGAUACUGUAAAAAUGCAAAAACUUCUGUGCCCUAAAAUCUACCAGUACAAUGUGGAUAUGUGUCUGCACUGUGUUGUGAAAAGUGCACUAGUUUCAGGAAAACUGAGUACAUGAGGGAUCUGAGUCACAUAAAGGGGAAACUCUCGUCGGGUCCAUUAAUGUGCUUUGGAUACAUUUUGUUGGAAAUCACUGUUGAUUUAGUUCUCUGUCACUAUUUUCAGUGUUAAUCUUAUCUAAGUGAAAUGCCAUUUUAAAGCUAUUAUUGUCAUUAUAUCUCUGUAUAUGGUAUCAUUGUUGCUUUAAUUUUUUUUGCUGUCAUGUUAUACAAUGUCUAAGACAUGUGACCAUUUCACUGCUUCUGGGAAGCAUGUUUGAAAUUUUUGCGUGUAUGCGUGCGUGCAUGGUUGUGCCCGUGUAUCUGCAGUUUAAACAUAUGUACAGCCUCUAUUGUAAAUAUCUGCAACGCUUUCUGUGCCAGCAGAUCAGACAUCAUAGUUUUUCAGGGUCUUCCUAUCAUAUUGAUAUGCUGAAAUGUGAAACUUUCCAACCACCAUCCUUACUAUAGCAAUAGCAGACUAAGGCUUGCUUUGCCAUGGCACUGCCUUGGCUCUCUUUAUUUCAGCUGCAGCGUUGCUAUGGUGUUGCUAUGAUAUGAUAUCUCUACAGUGCCACCGUAACCCUGCGUGGAUGCCUUUUUGUUGGGGAACAGUGUGUGUGUGUGUGUGUGUGUGUGUGUGUGUAAAUAUGUGUGUAUGAGAGAGACAAAAAGACAAAGAGUGAGUGACUUUGACAUGAGCCCUUGACUGUGUGUGGAGAGGCUCCAAAUCUAGCUGAGUAGCUGAGAUCAGGGUGAUUUGUGUUUGGUUAUUUCUGACAAAGUGACAGAAAACAGAACCAUUGUUUCUAAAGAAGAGAAUAAAAAAUCUAAAACUUCAA
Amphiprion ocellaris (clown anemonefish) is the source of this 6545-nucleotide messenger RNA. RefSeq names its product StAR-related lipid transfer (START) domain containing 13a (gene stard13a). The transcript is spliced from 18 exons. NCBI's taxonomy places the organism in Eukaryota, Metazoa, Chordata, Actinopteri, Pomacentridae. The record is from RefSeq and is a predicted model, not a curated record. Bases 296 to 4726 code for a protein of 1476 amino acids. Gene Ontology annotation, biological process: actin cytoskeleton organization; regulation of Rho protein signal transduction; signal transduction. Gene Ontology annotation, molecular function: GTPase activator activity; protein binding; lipid binding.